Molecule: messenger RNA, 1793 nt
Organism: Mycotypha africana
Lineage: Eukaryota; Fungi; Mucoromycota; Mucoromycetes; Mucorales; Mycotyphaceae
Exons: 2
Coding region: 174-1526 (450 amino acids)
Biological process (GO): 3'-UTR-mediated mRNA stabilization
Cellular component (GO): cytoplasm; nucleus
Molecular function (GO): mRNA 3'-UTR AU-rich region binding
Source: RefSeq, a predicted model, not a curated record
UUUUUUUCUAUUUUAGCAGCGAUUGUCGCUGUUCCAUUUUUCCAAUGCCCACGAAACAACACACAAAAAUAGAAAGUCAACAGGCUCUCUGUAAAGUUAUUUUCUACACCUCGUCCUCUUCUUUCCCUUUUCUGUUUUUUCCCAACUAAAAAGGAUUUCAUAUACUUUCGAAUAUGUCAGCCGCAGGCACCUCUUCCCCAAAUACUCCCACUACCACUAACACUUCUGCAACCACUACUACCUCUAUUCUACCUUCUUCUACCAGCACCGAAUCACUUCAUUAUGAAGAUGAUGCAGCAGUUUCACAAAAUGAAUCUCAACCAAACUCUUCCAGUUCUCCCCAACAAGAUGACGAACUCAUUCUUCGUGCUUUAGUCACAACCAAAGAAGCCGGUGUCAUUAUCGGCAAAGGCGGCAAGAACGUAGCUGAAUUAAGAGAAACUACUCAUGUGAAAGCUGGUGUUUCAAAGGUCAUUCAAGGUGUUCAUGAUCGUGUAUUAAGCGUAUGUGGCACCUUAGAAGGCGUCGCAAAGGCAUACGCUUUUAUUGCUCGUACUGUUUUAGAGAAUCCUAUACCAGGUACAACAACAUCAUCGUCAACAACCAAUAUACCGAAUUCAGCAGCAGCCACAGCAGCAGCCGAUAUAAACUCAACGGAACAACCCACCAUUACUUUACGUUUAUUGAUAUCCCAUAAUUUGAUGGGUACAGUUAUUGGACGACAAGGCACCAAAAUUAAGCAUAUUCAAGAUACAUCAGGUGCACGUAUGACAGCUUCGAAAACCCUUUUGCCUCAGAGCACAGAACGCGUUGUCGAAGUACGCGGCACUGUCGAAGCGUUAGAACAAGCCAUUUUAGAAAUCGGUCGUUGCUUAUUAGAAGAUAAGGAUAGAGCUUAUGGAGCCAUUUUAUAUAAUCCUACAAAAGCUAUGAACACAAUGGCUAAUGAUUUAAUGAUGACGACGACAACAGCAGCAGGAAACAACAGUAAUACUUAUAACAAUAGCAGCAAAAGAUCAUCUUUUAUGAGAACGGGUCGCGGUACUGACUUUUCUAAUAACAGCAACAGUAAUAAUUACUCUUCCGCAGCAUAUAAUAAUGGUUAUAGUAACAAUAACAAUAAUGGGAAUAACAAUAAGCCUCACAGCAAUAGCUAUCAGCAACGUCGUCGAUCUUACAAUAGCAGCAAUAAUAACAAUGCCAACCGUUUCCUACAGCAUAGCAAUGACCCUAAUAUUCGCACACAAUGUAUAUCUAUUCCUUCUGACAUGGUGGGCUGUAUUAUUGGUAAAGGUGGUGCUAAAAUUUCUGAAAUCCGUAAAUUGUCUGGAUCGCAGAUAUCGAUUGCAAAAGUACCUCAUGAUGAAACUGGCGAGCGUAUGUUUACUAUUCAAGGUACAGCAGAAGCCAAUGAAAGAGCUCUCUAUUUGCUUUACGGGCAAUUGGAAGCUGAGAAAGAACGUCGCCUUAAAGGUGUUUUGCAAGAUGACGAGAACGAUUUUGCAGUAGACGAAGGACAAAAAUAACUCUUACCGUAUCAUAAUUUGAAGUACCAUUGCUUAUGUCAUAGGUUUCUGUUACCUCCGCCCUUACUUUCUAUAAGCCUUUUUUCUUUUAUUACAACAACAAGACACUUUUAUACACGCGCAAUUCAUCUAUUACAUUUUUGCGUACCCUCCUUUUUUUUACAAACAUUCAAAAUCCCAUGUCAAAUAUAAUAAAAAUCAAAUACACGUAUAAUAUUACUUGUCUCUCUACAUUUUUCUCUUCGUGUAUAUUGUCAAAAGUGGUGA